UCUGUGGUGGGGCAGCACGGAGGACAGCAGCAGCGUGCCGCGGGCGAGGCCAGGGCUGGCGGGGAGGGGCGCCUGCAGGGCGGCGUGAAGCGGGACAGGAGGUCCAGCAAGGGCAGCCUCACCCACGAGGUCGGCGACAAUGCCCGCCUCCUGCCGGCGCGGUCCCGCAUGCCAGCCUUCCGCCUGCCUGGGUACAGCAUCCAGGACCAGGAGCGGCAGUUGCAUCGUCGCCGGCUGGAGGCGCUCUCCCAGCUCGGUCUUCACACCGCCUCAGACCUUGCGCUACAGAGGGUGCUUCCCUCGCCCUUCCACGGAAUGAAGGGGUCUUCCAGGCCGGGCACUAGCAGGGUGGCAGACCCCCGCCACGACCCCUACGAGGGUAACAGCGCCCAAGGAGGAGUGCCACUGGGUGACCAAGGCCCCGGCUUCCUACCGCAGCAGGACCAAACAUCCAAUGAUGACCCAUUUAAAAUUCGGCGAAAACUCACGACGAAGGAGCUGACGAAGAAGAUAAAGCUGCACCAGGCGGCCAUCAGGAGGGAGCGGCGCCGCUUCAUCGCCGGAGCCGAGCGGCCUCCAGCGAGGAAGAAGGCGAGCUACCUGGAGCUGCUGGAGAACCGGCAGGAGUUCCGACGGACGUUGGUCAAGCUGCUCAAGACAGAAGAGUGUCGGACUAAGAGCGGGCGAGACCAGCUAGAACGUCGCUACCACUACUUCAUCACCCGAGGCCUCUCUAUGCGCUCCAGCCCCUUCCAGAAGUCCUGGGUCUCCGCCAUUCUUGGCCUCGUCCCCAAGCACCUCAGGACUCAGAUGGGUUCGUGCCAGAACCUACUACAACAGCUACAGAGGGACUACGAGCACAAUAUGAGGAAGGUCGCCGUCGAUUUUGUCCUCGAUUCCGGCAAGCCUCGUCCCCGGCAACAACUUUCCAUGCAGAUGGAGUCGAGCCGCCUGGCACUGGAGUCGUGGGCUCCCUCUAAGAACUCCAUCAAGAAGAACCUCCACCUCCUCAACUCUUGUAUGUUGCAGACAUUGGAGCUUUGGUACCGCGAGUACAGCGGUCUACGGUUGGUGGAGGUGGCGAAGGUCAUGGAAGGCAAAGGUAGUCUGGAGCUGGAAGAGUUCAUGGCUGGAGUGGCCGAUCAGCUGGACGCAACCAACGACACCCUCACUCUCUGGUUCACACAAAUCCAGACUAUCUUCUACAAGGGGUUUCAGCGAGGCCAGAUGCCAGGCUUCAGUCAACCGGCACGACUCUCUUCCUUCUGUAAUGCUGCCGUCACCAUCAUGACUCACAACCUCCAGUACCUCUGCCUUUUAUCUCUCUUCUCUGCCACCGCUUCACUCUGCGGCGCCGAACCCAACCUCCAGGACCCUGCUUCUAUAGCUCUUUGGGUUAAAGAGCCUACAUCAGGUCGCCCAUCGGUGAUGUCAGGGGGUGAGAGAAGCCAAGGCGAUGAAGUCACAACAGACGAGGGUCUGGGGGAGUCUCUUGGCGAGGGCCCUGAAGGCACCGGCAAGGAGGUGACGGAGGCUACUACGGCUGCUACAGAAGGGCAGGAGGACGGUGAAGAUGAGGACUCCAUCCUCAUGCAGGCGGGCUCCAGCGGCCACCCCAAGAAGCCGAUGGUGAUAAAGCUACACCUUCUCUUGAACGGCAAGCAGGUGGUCAUCAAGCCGCCCUUCAAGGAGGUGGAGGCGUCGCUGCUCUCCCUCUACGACAAGAUGGUGCAGCUAAGCAUGUCUGUGCCGCGCCUUGAGACCAAGCUCUUUGCCGAGUGGGAGGGACGCCAGGGCAACAUUACUCCAGUGGUGGAGGAGGAGGUGAUAGGCCGCCUGAGGCAGCAAGUGCUGAAGGAGAUCUGGGAGUCUAACGUGGCCCCGACCCACCACGCCACCAGGUACAACAAGUACGACUCCCUCAUCAGCGGCCAGGCCGAGGAGGAGGUGCAGGAGUUCAUGUCAGGCGACCAUCCCUUCGAGUCCUACGUGGAGAAGUUGACGGAGUUUUCUGUACUGAGAGCCGACAUCCUUACUUCCUCCCAGCAGGUGGUGGAGAUGGGACCGUACGAAGUACACUGCGAGGCGCUGGUGGCCUCCCUGGUGUCCAGGGUUACCAACCUCCGGCGGGAGAUGCUCACCCACCUCCACCAGCAAUACUGCGCCUCCGCUGAUAUGCUGUGUGGAGAACUGAAGGAGAUCACGGAACGCGCCCUCAGCACCCCAGGCGACACCCUCCAGCUCAUGGAGCACAAGGCCUAUAUGGAGGACGUCAUGGAGAACCAGCUGCACAAGCUGGAGACCAGAGUCUGGCGUCUCCAUACCCAGCUCCAGUUCCUGGCGGAGAACAUGUCGUUGAGCUCUGAGGAGUGUAACGACGCCGUCCAGCCCCUCGCCUGGUUCAUCCGCCUCCCGGAGGUGUUCCGGGUCCACCUCCAGAUCAUCACGGAGAAGAGGGCUGAGUACGAGGCCAACCUCAGGGAGAGGCGUGAGAAAUUCCAGGAGGAGUUGGCAGAAUAUGCAGUGCAGCUGGAAGAUUUCCAGACCCUGGGAGACCACAAUGAAAUCCAUGAAUAUUUACGGCGAGCAAAGUCCCUCCAUUCCCGCCUCGACCAUGCUGCAAACUAUAUCGAACAGAUCAACAAGGAGGAGGAAGCUCUCUCCUGGAACACCACUCACUACCCACUGAGAAAACAGGUGUCGGAUAAACUGGCGCCAUUCCUGAAGCUGUACGAGGUGGGUGUGGAGUGGUCGGAUCGCCUGGAGGAGUGGCUGCACUCUCCCGUGGGCACUCACGACCCUGACGUAAUAUCCCAGGAGGUGGCAGCCACCUGGCGCACCGUAUAUAAGCUCGAGAAAGGAUUCGGUGAUCUGCCCGCCGCCAAGAACGUAGUCAUCGCGGUUCGACAGCGAAUAGAAACGUUCCGAGAGAACCUCCCGUUGGUGCAGACGCUGGGUAACCCGGGCCUGAAGGAGAGGCACUGGGAGAAGAUCUCAGAGGUGGUGGGGUAUCCCCUCAGAGCGGACGCUACUACCACUCUCCAGCGCCUCAUCGACUCCAACCUUGAAGACUAUCUCUCCAAGUUCGAGUCAGUGUCAGAGGCAGCCUCCAAGGAACACGUCUUUGAGAGGAACUUGGAGAAGAUGAAGAGUGAGUGGCAGGAGAUGGAGCUGGUGUUGAAGCCCCACCGAGAGACGGACACCUGGGUACUCUCAGCCGUCGAGGACAUCCAGUUCCUCCUCGACGACCACAUCGUCAAGACCCAGUCCAUGAGGUCCUCGCCCUUCAUCAAACCCAUCGAGCAGGAGGUGGCGGCGUGGGAGACGACGCUGGCGCAGCUGCAGGAGGUGGUGGACGAGUGGCUGAGGGUGCAGGCUACCUGGAUCUAUCUGGAACCCAUCUUCGGCUCCCCAGACAUAAUGGCUCAGAUGCCCGAGGAGGGACGCAGAUUUAACACAGUGGACAAGACCUGGAAGGACAUCAUGAAGAGUGUACGACAGAACACACGUGUUCUUUCCGUACUGGAAGUGGAUAAGAUUCUGGAGCGGCUCCGGAAGUCGUCAGAGCUGUUGGAACUGAUCCAGCGAGGCCUCAACGAGUACCUGGAAAAAAAGCGUCUUUAUUUCCCCAGAUUCUUCUUCCUCUCGAACGAGGAGCUUCUUGAGAUCCUAAGCGAGACGAAGGACCCGAGCAGGGUUCAGCCUCACCUCAAGAAAUGCUUCGAGGGGGUCAACUCCCUGGACUUCGGCGACGACUUGGAAGUGGUUGCCGUGAGGUCGAGUGAAGGCGAGGUCAUUGGACUUACACACAUCAUAAGCACAGCCAAGGCCAGAGGACAAGUCGAGAAGUGGCUGGUGCAACUUGAGGCCAGCGUCAAGUCCAGCAUCAAGAAGGUGGUACAAUCGUGCAUGGAGGCGUACUCGAGCAAGGCCCGGGAGGACUGGGCUCUGGAGUGGCCAGGCCAGGCGGUGCUGUGUGUCUCCCAGACCUUCUGGACCACUCACGUCUCCCGCUGCAUGGUGGAAGGUAGGCAGGAGAUGGAGACUUACUACGAGCUGUGCAACAGUCAGAUCGAGAAAGUGGUGGGACUGGUGAGAGGUCAACUCUCUAAGCAGAACCGCACCACUCUGGGAGCUCUGGUGGUGCUGGACGUACACGCUCGUGAUGUGCUCAAGGACGAGAUCAUGAAGAAGAAGGUGACGGACCUCACAGACUUCACCUGGCUCUCUCAGCUCCGCUACUACUGGCAGGACGACAUCCUGAAGGUGCGGAUGAUCAACGCGGAGCUGGACUACGGGUACGAGUACCUGGGCAACACUGGUCGUCUGGUCAUCACCCUGUUGACUGACCGCUGUUACCGCACCCUCACCCAGGCCCUCAUGCUCAACCUAGGGUCUGAGCAGGGUGGCCAGUCAGGGGCUCCCCGUCUCACCCUCCAGGGCACUGAGGUGAGUCUGGACCCAACCUGCGCCGUCUUCAUCACCAUGAACCCAGGGUACGCUGGCCGCUCCGAGCUCCCGGACAACCUUAAGGCACUGUUCCGCUCGGUGGCCAUGAUGGUGCCAGACUACGGACUCAUCGCUGAGAUCUCCCUUUACUCGUUUGGCUUCGUGGCCGCCCGGAGCAUGUCGAGGAAGAUCGUGGCGACGUACAGGCUGUGUUCGGAGCAGCUGUCCGCCCAGCCCCACUACGACUAUGGCAUGAGGACCGUGAAGGCUGUGCUGAUCGCUGCCGGGACGCUGAAGCUUAAGUACCCAGAUAUGCAGGAGGCCGUGUUAGUGCUCAGAUCAAUUCGUGAUGUGAAUCUUCCCAAGUUCCUGGCUCAUGACCUCCCGUUGUUUGAGGGGAUCAUCGCGGACCUGUUCCCUGGGGUGGUGUUACCGGAGCCAGACUACACGUACCUGCACCGAGCGGUGAGGGAGGUGUGCGCCGGGGCGGGACUCCGGGCCAAUAACUACUUCAUGGACAAGGUGCAGCAGGUGUACGAGACGAUGCGGGUCCGACACGGCUUUAUGCUCAUUGGUAAUCCCAUCGGCGGCAAGACGGUGGCCUUGAGGACGCUGGCCAAGGCCCUCGCCAUCAUGAAUGACCGGGAUGAAGGCGAGAACCGCGUCCAGGUGUGUGUGAUCAACCCGAAGGCGGUGACGGUGGGGCAGCUGUACGGCCAGUUCGACCCCACCUCCCAUGAGUGGUCGGACGGAGUUCUCGCUGUCAAUUUCCGCAAGUUUGCUGUGUCAUCUUCUCCAGAUAGAAAAUGGAUCGUGCUGGACGGGCCGGUGGACAGCGUGUGGAUUGAGAAUAUUAAUUCUGUGCUGGACGACAACAAGAAGCUGUGUCUCAUGUCAGGGGAGAUCAUCUGUCUCUCCUCCACCACGAACAUCAUCUUCGAGGUCCACCACCUGGAGAAUGCUUCUCCUGCCACGGUAUCGCGGUGCGGGAUGGUGUACAUGGAGCCCCUGGCUCUUGGCUGGCGACCUCUGGUGGAAACAUGGCUGUCCAAGCUGCCCCAGACGCUGACGCAGCAGCACAAGGCUGUCCUUACAGCUCUUUUCCAUCGCUUCGUGCCCCCGUUGCUGUGCUUCAUCAGGAAACACUUGUUGUGGUUUAAGCUGGAGCGCAGCGAGUCGUACGUGCAGAAGGGCGUCUCCCCUACCACCGACCUCAACCUGGUCCAGAGCCUCAUGAAUAUCUUCGACUGCUUUCUCGACGAGUUCACAGAUCCCGCCUACACCAAGCACCACCCGGAGUCUGAUAUACGAGCUCACCUCGAGAGCAUCUUCCUCUUCUCUACCAUUUGGUCCCUAGGCGGCCCGCUCGACGAGUCCUCCAGAGCCAAAUUCGACCUUCUUCUACGAGAGUUGAUUAGCGGCGACCCCAGCCAUCAGACCACCGAGAUGUACGGUCUGGCAGAAGUGCCCCCGCCCCCCCACGACUACCAGCUCCCCAUACCUGACGACGACACCGUCUUCCACUACAAGUUUGUUAAGGAGGGUCGCGGGUACUGGCAGAAGUGGAGUGAGGACCUCACUAACGCGGCCUCCAUUCCUCGCGACGUGGCCGCCCACCAGAUCCUGGUGCCUACAGUUACUACUGUCCGUGUCGCCGCUCUGCUCAGCCUCCUCCUGUCUCAGGGCAAGCCGCUCCUCCUUGUCGGUCCUCCAGCCACCGGCAAGUCCGUCUACGUCUCGGACUUCCUGAGGAACAAGCUGAAGAGAGACGUGUACAAGCCCAUGUUCGUGAGCUUCUCCGCCCACACCACCACCACUCAUGUCCAGGACCUCGUCAUGAGUGGCCUCGAUAAACGCAAGAAAGGUGUGUAUGGGCCUCCCGUUGGGAAGCGCUGUGUGCUCUUCGUGGAUGACCUCAACUUGCCUCAGACGGACGCUUUCGGUACUCACCCUCCACUGGAGUUGCUCCGACAGCUGGUUGACCACGCCACCUGGUACGACAUCAGGAAGGAAGUGGAACCCAUCCAUCUCGAGGACAUGCAGCUGGUGUCGACGAUGAGUCUACGAGAUAGUGGGAGGACACCGCUCACUCCUCGCCUCCUGCGACACUUCAACGUCAUUGCUGUCAACGACUUCGAUGACGCUACCAUCCACGGAAUAUUUUCCAAGAUCUUGUUGUGGCACCUGGACACCCGAGGCUUCAGCAAGAUGUUCGACCCGUGUAUCGGAGAGAUCGUGACGGGCACCCUGGAGGUGUACCGCGCCGCCGCCACCCACCUCAGGCCCACCCCCUCCCGCUCUCACUAUAUCUUCAAUCUUAAGGACUUCUUUAGGGUCAUCCAGGGAGUACUGUUGUCGGUGCCGGAGACCAUGGAGGACCUGCGCUCCAUGAAGAAGAUGUGGGUACAUGAAGUUCUACGGGUGUUCUAUGACCGCUUGGUGGACAGUGCAGACCGCAGGUGGCUCUUGGACCGCGUCGCCGCCGCCUGCAGCAACCACCUGAACGAAGACUUCCACCACCUGUUGGCUGAGCUAGAUGUGGAAGGCAACGGAGAGGUGUCUGAGAGCAACCUUCGUAACCUGGUGUAUUGUGACUUUGCUGACCCCAAGAGUGAGAGUCGUCAUUAUGUCCAGGUGGAGGACCUGGAGGGUCUGAGGUCGGUGGUGGAGGGAUACCUGCACGAGUUCAACAACAUGAGCAAGAAGCCCAUGAACCUUGUUAUGUUCAAGUUCGCCCUGGAACACCUGGCACGGAUAUGUCGUGUCCUGCGUCAGCCGCGGGGCCACGCCAUGCUGGUGGGCGUGGGGGGCAGCGGCAGGCACUCCCUCACACGCCUCGCCGCCCACAUCACCGACUACGAGCUGUUUGAGGUGGAGAUGAGCAGAAGCUACGGCAUCACGGAGUGGAGGGAGGACCUUAAGACUAUCUUGAAGAAGGCAGGCACGGGAGAACAGCAUAUUGUCUUCCUCUUCAGCGACACCCAGAUCAAGGACGAGAUCUUCCUGGAGGCGAUCAGCAGCAUCCUUAGCAUCGGAGAGAUCCCCGGGCUCUACCCGACGGACGAGAAGCACACCAUCUGCGACAAGAUGAGGAACGUGGACAGGCAGAGGGACAAGAGCAAACAGACAGACGGGAGCCCGGCGGCGCUGUGGACACUCUUCGUGGAGCGGGUGCGGGAGCAGCUGCAUGUGGUGCUCGCCAUGUCCCCCUGCGGCGAAGCCUUCAGGAACAGACUCCGCAAGUUCCCCGCUCUACUCUCCUGCUGCACUAUCGACUGGUUCCAGUCUUGGCCGGAGGACGCGCUGGAGGCCGUGGCAGUGAGGCUGCUGCAGGGGGUGGAGCUGCCGGAGGAGACCCUCAAGGGCUGCGUCUCCCUGUGUCAGUACUUCCACACCUCCACCCAGGACCUCUCCGACAGGUUCCUGAAGCACCUGCGUCGCUACAACUACGUCACGCCCACCUCCUACCUCCAGCUCCUCCACACCUACAUGGUCAUCCUCGAGAGGCGCCGAGGCGAGGUCAAGAAGCAGGAAUGCCGGUACACGACGGGUCUGGCGAGGUUGGAGGAGGCGGAGACGUCGGUGCUGGCCAUGCAACAGGAGCUGCUCAAUCUGCAGCCCAUUCUGCUCACCAAGACCCGGGAGGUGGAGGAGAAGAUGGCCGUGGUGGAGAAGCGCAGGGGAGAGGUUGCCGAGGUUGAGCGCGUGGUGCGCCAGGACGAGGAGGUUGCCAACGAGGCUGCCGAGGCUGCCAACGGGAUCCGGAAGGAGUGUGAGGCCGAACUGAACCUGGCACUGCCGCUGCUGGAGGAGGCCACCGCCGCCCUCAACACCAUCAAGCAAGAUGAUAUCGUCUUCAUCAAAGCCAUGAAGAACCCUCCUGCCGGCGUCAAGCUGGUUAUGGAGGCCGUCUGCGUCCUCCUUGACGAGAAACCGGACCGCGUUCCGGACCCUCAAGGCACGGGCAAGAUGGUGGAGGAGUACUGGUCCGUGAGCAAGAGGCUGCUGGGAGAUAUUAAGUUUAAGGAGAACCUGCUCAACUUUGACAAGGAGAACAUCAGCCAGAAGGCGAUCCAGACCAUCCGCUCCAAGUACCGCGACAACCAUGAGUUCAAGCCCGAGAAGAUUAUGGUGGCGUCUAAGGCAGCCGAGAGUCUGUGCAAGUGGGUGCUGGCCAUGGAGAGGUACGAGGAGGUGGACCGCAAGGUGGCGCCCAAGAGGGAGGCUCUCCAGCGGGCUGACCACCAGUACCAGGGACUCAUGGGCGAGCUCCGUAAGAAGCAAGAGGCGCUCAGGGGCGUCCAGGAGGAGCUGGCUGGGCUCCAGGCGGAGCUCGAUACUGUCAAGAAGGAGAAACUUGAACUUGAACAGACGGUGGAACUGUGUAGCAUUAAGAAGGACCGCGCGGAGCAGCUGCUGGCCGCCCUGGGUGGGGAGAAGACCCGCUGGACGGACAACGCCCACCACCUGGCCCAGGUCUACAUCUACCUAACAGGAGACAUGUUGCUGGCGGCGGGGGUGAUAGCGUACCUGGGGGCCUUCACACCCGAGUACCGCACGGAGCAGACCACCCGCUGGCUCCAGGAGUGUCGCGAGAGGGGCGUGCCAUGCUCCGGAGAAUUUGUCUUGGCCUCGGUGCUGGGCGACCCGCUCACCAUCCGUGACUGGACUCUCAACGGCCUGCCCACCGACCCCUUCAGUAUAGACAACGGCGUCAUCAUCAGUAACACCACACGCUGGCCGCUGCUCAUCGACCCACAAGGACAAGCCAACAAGUGGAUCCGUAACAUGGAGAAGGACAACUCCCUUCAGGUGAUCAAGCUCUCUGACCCAGACUUCAUUCGCACCCUGGAGAACUGUAUACAGUUUGGCCAGCCAGUGCUGCUGGAGAACGUUGGGGAGGAGCUGGACCCCAUCCUGGAGCCACUGCUCCUGAAGCAGACCUUCAAGCAGAGCGGCUCCACCUGCAUCAAGCUCGGGGACGCCACCAUCGAGUACUCUGCCGACUUCAGGAUGUACCUGACGACGAAGCUCAGCAAUCCCAAUUACGUGCCGGAAGUGUCGGUCAAGGUCACCCUCGUCAACUUUGCUCUGACUGGGGCCGGCCUCGAGGACCAGCUGCUGGCCCUGGUGGUGGCGCACGAGAAACCCGAGUUGGAGGAGGAGAGGGUCACACUCAUGCUGCAGACCGCACAGAACAAGAAGAACCUUAAGGAGCUGGAAGACAGGAUCCUGUCAACACUUUCGUCGUCCAAGGGCAGCAUCCUGGAGGACGAGACGGCCAUCAACAUCCUCAGUGAUGCCAACAGACUGGUGAAGGAGACGCAGGAGAAGCAGACCAUUGCUGAAGAGACGGAGAAGAAGAUCAACGCCACUCGUCUGGGAUACCGUCCAGUGGCCAUAACCGCCUCCAUCCUGUUCUUCACCUUGAGGGACCUGGCCGCCCUCGACCCCAUGUACCAGUUCUCCCUAAACUGGUUCGUGAACCUUUUCUCCAACUCCAUUGACAACUCUGAGAAGGCGAGCGAGCUUCUGAAUCGCCUCAACGCCCUCAGGAACCACUUCACCCUCAGUCUCUACCACAACGUGUGUACAGGACUGUUUGAGAAGGACAAGUUGGUGUUCUCCUUCCUGGUGUGUGUUAACCUACAACGGUCUGAGAAUAAAGUGGUGGACAGUGAGUGGCUCUUCCUGCUGACGGGGGGCGUGGCUCUGGCUCACGACCCCGCCCCCAACCCCGCCCCUGCCUGGCUCCCAGAGACCACCUGGCUCCAGUUUCAAUGGCUCUGCUGUCUGCCCUCAUUAAAGCACUUAGUGAAGGAGUUCCCGCGGCACCUGCAGGAGUGGCGGCAGGUGUUUGAGUCGGAGAGCCCUCAUAAGGAGACCAUCCCGUGCGAAGGGGACGAAGAGCUGAGCCGUAUGCAGCUGCUGUGUGUUCUUCGGUGCCUCCGCGCGGACAAGGUGGUGGCGGCGGUGCAAGACUACGUGGCCGACCUGCUGGGGAAGGCUUACAUAGAGCCGCCGCCCUUCGACCUGGCCCGCACCUUCACCGACUCCAACUGCUGCCUGCCCCUCAUCUUCCUUCUCACCCCGGGGGCAGACCCGACCAAUCUCCUCCUCAAGUUUGCAGAGGAUCAGGGGAUGGGAGGAGACCGACUGCAGAGCGUGUCGCUGGGGCAAGGCCAGGGACCCGUGGCGAAGCGCCUCAUCGAAGAAGGAGCGAGGAUAGGCACCUGGGUCCUCCUCCAGAACUGUCACCUGGCCAAGUCCUUCAUGCCAUCCCUCGAGAAGAUGUGUGAGGACCUCAACCCAGAGACGACCCACUCUGACUUCCGGCUGUGGCUCACCAGCUACCCGUCGGCGCACUUCCCCGUGUCCGUCUUACAGUCCAGCAUCAAGAUGGUCACGGAGCCUCCCAAGGGGCUCAGGGCCAACCUCAAGAGACUGUACCUAGCGGACCCCCUCUCGGAGCCAGACUUCCUGCAGGGGCCGGGAUCUUCUGAAAGAUUCCGCCGCCUGGUGUUCUCCCUCUGCUUCUUCCACGCCGUCGUGCAGGAGCGGCGGCUCUUCGGCCCCCUCGGGUGGAACGUUCCCUACUCCUUCUCCGAUACCGAUCUCAGGAUUUCUGCUCAGCAACUUCGCAACCUGCUAGCAUCUUACGUGGAGAUCCCGUGGGAGGCGCUGCAGUACCUGACGGCGGAGUGUAACUACGGCGGGAAGGUGACGGACGAGAGAGACCGACGUACCCUCAGCACCAUCCUGCGACGCUUCUAUAACCCCGACGUCGUCAGCGGCGACCCUCACUCCUUUGACCAUCUGGGAGUGUACACGACGCCGCAGGAUGGUGAACACGCCCAGUUCCUGGAGCACAUCUCCGAGCUGCCUCGAGAUGCCCCGCCCCACGUCUUCGGCAUGAACAGCAACGCCAGCAUCAACAAGGACCAGGCCGAGACCAACAAGCUCUUCUCAGCCGUCCUCCUCACCCAGGCCACAUCACUGUCAUCAGGCGAGGGCGGGGCCGGGGAAGGCGACACUGUGGGCAGGACCUGUGAGGAGAUACUGAGCCGCAUCCCUGCACCCUUCCACGUGGACGCCGCCCUCGCCAAGUACCCCACCAUGAGGGAGCAGUCUCUCAACACUGUGUUGGUGCAGGAGAUGAGUCGUUACAACACCCUCAUCCACACCAUCAGCAGCACACUCAACGCCGUCCUCAGGGCCAUGGAAGGAACGGAGAGCUUGUCGGAGGAGGUGGAGGAGGUGUUAGUGGGGGUGAGGACAGGCCGGGUGCCAUCUUCGUGGCGGGCCCGGUCCUACCCGACUCUGAAGGGACUCGGCUCUUACAUCACCGAUCUGGACCAGCGACUCCAGUUUCUCCAGGGAUGGUACGACAGUGGACCGCCUCGGGUGUUCUGGCUCAGCGGGUUCUUCUUCACUCAUUCCUUCCUGACGGCCGUCCUGCAGAACCACGCCCGCGCUCACGCCCUCGCCAUCGACCAACUUUGGUUUCACUUUCAGGUGCUGGAGGUGGACGAGGAGAGUCUCUCGCUCCUGUAGCAGGAGCCUACAUCAAGGGCCUCUACCUGGAGGGCGCUAGGUGGGAUUUCCAGAAUAAACGUCUGGAUGAAGCUCUGCCUAGGAGGCUUCACGAACACAUGCCUCCACUGUGGCUGCAGCCGAUGGUGCGGGAGGAGAUCCCGCGGGAGCCAACGUACUCGUGCCCUGUGUACAAGACCAGUGAGCGGCGGGGGAACCUGACCACGACAGGACACUGUACCAACUACGUCUUCUCCGUCAACAUCCCCACCCACCUCGACGAGGACCACUGGACCCUCCGAGGUGUUGCCCUUCUCUGCUCUCUCUCAGACUGAACUGACCUCAACACUGUUAUAUUUAUUCUAGUUUCCCCUGGCUUCGUUCUCGACUGUGAGCGAGAACAGUCACAGUCAAUCACCGGUUCGAUUUCCGGGCGGGACAUCGAACUGGUUGGUUGGGCACGUUUCCUUUCAGCUAAUGCCUCUGUACACCUAGUAGUAAAUUGGUACCCGGGAGUCAGGCAAAUGUUAUGGGUUACAUCCUGGAUACAAACCUAAAGUAUAUAUACACAUGCUUCCUGUCCCCCGACAAAACGAAUGCUUAUUAUUACAUUCAGUGACUAAAUUUGUUAUUUGUGCAAUGUGAUUAUAUAUACACUGGCCUACUAGCAAGCGUUGGUCACACUUGCUCUCCGCCCCGACCACGGCGGUCUCCGGGUUUCGAGUCCCUGUGCCUUCUUUCACCAACUUCGAGGUCAACUCCGGCGCUCACAGUUCCUGCGACGGCGCUG
This is a messenger RNA of Procambarus clarkii (red swamp crayfish), 12772 nucleotides long. The record is from RefSeq and is a predicted model, not a curated record. NCBI's taxonomy places the organism in Eukaryota, Metazoa, Arthropoda, Malacostraca, Decapoda, Cambaridae.